Molecule: messenger RNA, 1731 nt
Organism: Salmo salar (Atlantic salmon)
Lineage: Eukaryota; Metazoa; Chordata; Actinopteri; Salmoniformes; Salmonidae
Biological process (GO): regulation of transcription by RNA polymerase II
Molecular function (GO): DNA-binding transcription factor activity; RNA polymerase II cis-regulatory region sequence-specific DNA binding
Source: RefSeq, a predicted model, not a curated record
UAGUGGACGGGACGUUUCUUCAACAACAACAACAGCUAGUCAGACACCUCGGUAGCUUGCUCGCCAACAUAACCGAAACAUUGAAGCUCUUUAGACUGUCUCAGUGUUUUAAAAACAGUUUUGUCGUUUAGCUAGUUACCUUAUUUAAUGUUAUAUGUACAUUGUUAGUCAGUUAGCUGGCUUGAUAAGUUAGCCUAGCACUAGGCUAGUCGCUAAUGCUAGCUAGCUAACAUCCCUGACCAUGAGUUCACUAAGCUACUCUCCUCCUGCUAAAGAAGAAGCGGUCUGCUGGACGGAGAAUAAGGCUCCAGAGGGUAUAUGGCUGAACAUUGUCGUGAAAGAGGAGAAAGAAGAGGAGGAUGUCACAGUUAAAAAACAAGUAAAGGUUGAGGCUGUUCCCGUGAAAGAAGAAGAGGAAGACGUUACUGUGAAAGAAGAGGAAGACACGUUCAGAGUGAAAGAGGAGGAGGAAGAGCAAGAGGAGGAUGCAGGGGAGGAGGGGGAGAUGACUGUCACAUUGAAAGAAGAAGACGAGGAGGAGACAGAAGAUCUGAUUGAGACCAGAGAAAGACCAGACUCUCACUCUGACAGCAGAAAGAAUCCUUCAGGAGGACCAGACCCAGUGACACACAAACCAGCGAGACAACACCACUCCCUAUCAUGGGCCCUAAAACAGCAUGAGAGGACACACACAGGGGAAAAGCCUUUCCAAUGUUCCCACUGUGGAAAGCGUUUUGCCCGCUUAAGGAGCCUGAAGGAGCAUGAGAGGACACACACAGGGGAAAAUCUUUUCCAAUGUUCCCACUGUGGAAAGCGUUUUACCCGCUUAAUGAGCCUGAAGGAGCAUGAGAGGAUACACACAGGGGAAAAGCCUUUCCAAUGUUCCAAGUGUGAACAGAGUUUUACCCGCUUAAGGAACCUGAAGAGGCAUGAGAAGAUACACACAGGGGAAAUAAUUUCCAAUGUUCCCAGUGUGGAAAUAGUUUUAUCAAUUUAAGACAUCUGAAUAAGCAUGAACUUACCAGUGCUGUCAUUGUGGAGAGACAUUUUCCCAGUCAGAGGACCUGAAAUCACAUCAGAGAAUAGAGAGACUGUGUUCUGACUUAUGUUUUUGACCUGAUAAUUUAGGUGUUUGUUUAUACCACAUGAAAUCAUAUUGUUUAUAUGAAAUCAUUAACAAAACAGACCUACUUUUGUUUAAGUUUUCAUCUGGAGAUGAUAAAUACUAUACAAUGUGUUUUGAUUAUGAACUUUAAUCCAUUGCAUACCCUCUAAUAUUGUUCAUUAUGUUUUUGGGAUAUUGCUAAAUGUUGAUGAUAUUGCUAAAUGUUGAUGAAUGGAGUUUGCAUUUCUUGAUUCUAACCUUAAACCUCUUGAAUUUGAUGUGAUCUGGUUUUUCACUAAAUGAAUUGUAUUACAUGAUUUAGAUAUUGCACCAUGUAAAUUAUUGAAUAGAUUAAUAGAAUGUGCAUUUCUUGAUUUUGAACUUUGAAACCUCUUGAAUUUUGUCGUUCUGUUUCAUUGAGUUAAUUUGUUUACUAGUCAUCAAGCUAAAGGACUAUGACAAUGUGAUGCCGUUUUUAUAACAACAUUGAUAAGUUGUUUACAUGAAAAACAUGAGUGUUCCCAUCAAUGUUAUACCACUAGUUAGAAGCAGUAUAGAGCUAGUUGUUUAUUUUGAUAUUAUCUGUUUGUUUGACUGAAUGAAUCAGAAUUUGCAUUGAAUACAGA